CCUCCAUCAAGGAAGAUCUACAAGUUGCCUGGGGUUCAGUGCUCUAGAAAGUUCCAAAGUUUGUGGCUUGAAUUAUUUUAAAGAAGCCGAAAUAAUUGAAGAGAAGCAGAGGCCAGCUGUUUUUGAGAAUCCUGCUCCACAGAGAAUGCUCUGCACCUGUUGAUACUCCAGUUCCAACACCAUCUUCUGAGAUGAUCCUGAUUCCCAGAAUGCUCUUGGUGCUGUUCCUGCUGCUGCCUGUCUUGAGUUCUGCAAAAGCUCAGGUUAAUCCAGCUGUAUGCCGCUAUCCUCUGGGCAUGUCGGGAGGCCAGAUUCCAGAUGAGGACAUCACAGCUUCCAGUCAGUGGUCAGAGUCCACAGCUGCCAAGUAUGGAAGGCUGGACUCAGAAGAAGGGGAUGGAGCCUGGUGCCCUGAGAUUCCAGUGGAACCUGAUGACCUGAAGGAGUUUCUACAGAUUGACUUACAUACCCUCCAUUUUAUCACUCUGGUGGGGACCCAGGGGCGCCAUGCAGGGGGUCACGGCAUUGAGUUUGCCCCCAUGUACAAGAUCAACUACAGUCGGGAUGGCACUCGCUGGAUCUCUUGGCGGAACCGUCAUGGGAAACAGGUGCUGGAUGGAAAUAGUAACCCCUAUGACAUUUUCCUAAAGGACUUGGAGCCGCCUAUUGUGGCCAGAUUUGUCCGGUUCAUUCCAGUCACUGACCACUCCAUGAAUGUGUGCAUGAGGGUGGAGCUUUAUGGCUGUGUGUGGCUAGAUGGCUUGGUGUCAUACAAUGCUCCAGCUGGGCAGCAGUUUGUACUCCCUGGGGGCUCCAUCAUUUAUCUGAAUGAUUCUGUCUAUGAUGGAGCUGUUGGGUACAGCAUGACAGAAGGGCUAGGCCAAUUGACAGAUGGUGUGUCUGGCCUGGAUGAUUUCACCCAGACCCAUGAAUACCACGUGUGGCCCGGCUAUGACUAUGUGGGCUGGCGGAACGAGAGUGCCACCAAUGGCUACAUUGAGAUCAUGUUUGAAUUUGACCGCAUCAGGAAUUUCACUACCAUGAAGGUCCACUGCAACAACAUGUUUGCUAAAGGUGUGAAGAUCUUCAAGGAGGUACAGUGCUACUUCCGCUCUGAUGCCAAUGAGUGGGAACCUAAUGCCAUUUCCUUCCCCCUUGUCCUGGAUGACGUCAACCCCAGCGCUCGGUUUGUUACGGUGCCUCUCCACCACCGAAUGGCCAGUGCCAUCAAGUGCCAAUACCAUUUUGCUGAUACCUGGAUGAUGUUCAGUGAGAUCACCUUUCAAUCAGAUGCUGCAAUGUACAACAACUCUGGAGCCCUACCCACCUCUCCUAUGGCACCCACAACCUAUGAUCCAAUGCUUAAAGUUGAUGACAGCAACACUCGGAUCCUGAUUGGCUGCUUGGUGGCCAUCAUCUUCAUCCUCCUGGCCAUUAUUGUCAUCAUACUCUGGAGGCAGUUCUGGCAGAAAAUGCUGGAGAAGGCUUCUCGGAGGAUGCUGGAUGAUGAAAUGACAGUCAGCCUUUCCUUGCCAAGUGAUUCCAGCAUGUUCAACAAUAACCGCUCCUCAUCACCUAGUGAACAAGAGUCCAACUCAACUUAUGAUCGCAUCUUUCCCCUUCGUCCUGACUACCAGGAACCAUCCAGGCUGAUACGAAAACUCCCAGAAUUUGCCCCAGGGGAGGAGGAGUCAGGCUGCAGCGGCGUUGUGAAGCCAGUCCAGCCCAGUGGCCCCGAGGGGGUGCCCCACUAUGCAGAGGCUGACAUAGUGAACCUCCAGGGAGUGACAGGAGGCAACACAUACUCAGUGCCUGCUGUCACCAUGGACCUGCUCUCAGGAAAAGAUGUGGCUGUGGAGGAGUUCCCCAGGAAACUCUUAACUUUCAAAGAGAAGCUGGGAGAAGGCCAGUUUGGGGAGGUUCAUCUCUGUGAAGUGGAGGGAAUGGAAAAGUUCAAAGACAAAGAUUUUGCCCUAGAUGUCAAUGCCAACCAGCCUGUCCUGGUGGCCGUGAAAAUGCUCCGAGCAGAUGCCAACAAGAAUGCCAGGAAUGAUUUUCUUAAGGAGAUAAAGAUCAUGUCCCGACUCAAGGACCCCAACAUCAUCCAUCUCUUAGCUGUGUGUAUCACUGAUGAUCCUCUCUGCAUGAUCACUGAAUACAUGGAGAAUGGAGAUCUCAAUCAGUUUCUAUCCCGCCAUGAGCCCCCCAAUUCUUCUUCCAGCAAUGUACCCACUGUCAGUUACACCAACCUGAAGUUUAUGGCUACCCAAAUUGCUUCUGGCAUGAAGUAUCUUUCCUCUCUUAAUUUUGUUCACCGAGAUCUGGCCACACGAAACUGCUUAGUGGGUAAGAACUACACAAUCAAGAUAGCUGACUUUGGAAUGAGCAGGAACCUGUACAGUGGUGACUAUUACCGGAUCCAGGGCCGGGCAGUGCUCCCUAUCCGCUGGAUGUCUUGGGAGAGUAUCUUGCUGGGCAAGUUCACAACGGCGAGUGAUGUGUGGGCCUUUGGGGUUACUUUGUGGGAGACUUUCACCUUUUGCCAGGAACAGCCCUAUUCCCAGCUGUCAGAUGAACAGGUUAUUGAGAAUACUGGAGAGUUCUUCCGAGACCAAGGGAGGCAGACUUACCUCCCUCAACCAGCCAUUUGCCCUGACUCUGUGUAUAAGCUGAUGCUCAGCUGCUGGAGAAGAGAUACCAAGCACCGUCCCUCAUUCCAAGAAAUCCACCUUCUGCUCCUUCAACAAGGUGACGAGUGACGCUGUCAGUGCCUGGCCACAUUCGUACGGCUCAGGUCCUCCCUACCACUCACCCACACCUACACCACUCCAUCUGGACAUUUAGUGAGCCUCGGAGACAGAGGCUUGUUCGCUUUGCCCUCUGUUCGUGGUCUCUCCCACUCUACUCCCCCACUCCCUACCCCUGACUCAUAUAUACUUUUUUUUUUUUACAUUAAAGAGCUAAAAGAGAAAAAAAAAAGCCUAGGGCAGAUAAAAUCUAGUAAAAGAAAGUCGUACUUGAUAUACCAAAGUGUUGGAUAACAAAGGCUAGAAAAUUCAGAUAAUUUAUAAAGGUUAAUUAUUCUUGUGCUUAUAAAUGUGCAGAUUCUACAAUAUUUUUCCAUGUCACUCUAAACCAAUCUUCAGAAAGAAAAUCUUGAAGGAAACUAAUGUCUUGGGAAACAUGAGAUGAAGUUUAGGGAAAACACUCGAUAGAUAUGGAAAAUCUGAGGACUCCGAAUUCAGCAAGGAAUCACAGGUGGUUUUCUAGUUUGGCCUCUGGACAUGUCUCACUGUUUAUAUUUCUCUCUCCUGUCAAAGUGAAUGAUAUAUUCUUGAAAACCCCCAAUUUCUUGAAAUGGGUAUUUUGUUCAUUCAUGGGCAGCAGUCUGGGUUGAAGUUCAUAUAUGAAACAGGGAAUGUAGAUGGGAAAGAGUGUCUCCUACAAGACUGUAUGAAGGGGAAUUGUCAUUUACAAAAAAAAAAAAAAGUACCUCAUGUAUGGAAGGAUUCUUGAAUAGAUAAUGGACAUAGGAAAGAAGGUCAAUGGAGGACACAUAACAGACAUGCUAUCCACCAUUUAUUUUGAUUUCAUUAGAGGGUUCUCUUCUUUGUCUUGUACAGACAUUUUCAUGUGUGUGUUUUAGUGAGAAUGUGAGUUUUUAAUCAGUAAAGGCUGAUGUUUUGAUAUCUUGAUGGUAGAUUUCUGAGUUCAUCUUGUCCAAAUCUUCUAGCUCUUUCAAGGAUGAAGCCUCUGUGGGAUCUUUGGACUUGGGGCUGAAUUUCUCAGGCAUCAAUACCUAAUGGCCUUGUCUAUGAGGGAAUAGAUCUAUUCUGAGUGUCCCCAAAAAGGUUGUCUCAGUACUAAUGAGGAGAAGUUAUAGAGAGACUGAUUUCUAUUCCUUUUUGAGAAAAACAAAGCACUCAGAACAUAGAAGGAUAAAUGGGCUGCCAACCAGAGGUGUGUAGUCAAAAUUUUGUCACUGGAGAGGUCAGGUUACAGGCUCAAGAAUAAUGUAAGGAACAUUGAAGUUUUCAAACACAAAGUGGAUGGUGGUACGAGACAAUGUUUAAUGUCCUUCUAACUCUGAGUGUCAUUGAUUCUGGAGAGGUACAGGAUGAGCAUAUAUUGCUACUGCUCUGUAUAUACCCUCUUGCCUCUGAGAUGUGGCUUCAGAAUUCAUGGAAACAGAGUCACUAUCAAGAAGGAAUCUUCUCAGAGCAAAUUCUGAGCUUUCACAUUCCACAAAUCCUCAGAUUUAGUGGGAAGUUGGAAAAAGGAACUCUUAAUUCCCACUGAGGAGAAACAAGACAACAUUACAAAUCAGCUUCCCAAGCUGAGAAAGAAUACCCUUGACCCGUUGGGUCUGCCUCUGUUGCCUUCACCAGUUUACCUUCUACAACGGUUUCUCAGGAACAUGAGUAUUUCCGCAUUCAGCCUUCAGCAUUGCUCCAGGCCACAGCAUAAGCAUAAGUCUUAAGUCACAGGAUCCAUUUUUCAGGUCAUCUGCAGAUCCUAGCAAAUGUCUUUCCCUCGUAGUUGUCUUAUGUCUUUGGGCUUUAGUCUAUCCCAGGACAAAUUUGGAGAAAUUACUACUUUGAGAGUCAAGAGAGCAUUGGUUUGGGAGCUUUGAUCCUCUUUCUGCUUCACACCAAGUGUGUCAUCUUGGCUAAAUCACUUGGUCUUUCUGCAUUUGCUUUCUUAUUGAUAGGAUGAGGAAAUUAGAUUAAAUGGUUUUGAGUUCCCUUCUGGUUCUGAUAUGUCCAGUACUCGCUGGAUAAUUGGAUCUAUAACUGAUGGAUUUAGUAAUCUGGUCAUUUCUUGCUCUGAAAACAGUACUCAGCAAAAGAGAUCAUGGAAGAAAUCACCGUAAUGGUAGUAAUAGUAACACAUGACAUUUGUAUUGUGCCUUAGCUUUACCAGAUGUUUCCAAAUAUAUUAUCAUAUUUGAUAUGUACAGGGCUAGAUACCUUGGACCCUGCAACACUCAGCUUUCAAGAUAAGUAUUAGCUUCAUUAGGAUUAAAGGGACUUGAACUCAGGACUGGCAGCCUAUUCUUCUUUAUCCAUAUGCCUUUGGUAGGGCUACAUCCAGAUCAUGCCAUGGUUUCUUAUAGAGCAAGAGAAAAUAAUAUUAUUUUAUCUUCCUUUGCCUAACAUCUUUCCACUUAUUCUUUUUUAAGAAUCUGCCCAAGUUCACUGAGUUAUUCUAUGAUUCUAUAAUUUUAAAAAAAACAUAUUUAAAAUGAACUCACAAUGUCUGAAUUUUUCUGGCCUUGAGUCAUAGAAGUAAUCUGUUUCAGAUGGCUGCCCAAUAUGUAUUAUCAUGUCAUAUGUACAUGUAUUCUUUUCUGGGGUGAGGAAUGCUUCAACUUCUGGCACUGAGACCUUUGUGUUACAGACACAGGUUUAGUUUCUAGCUUAGUCAUGCCUUUAGAGUUUAGUAGCACAAAUCUAAGCAACCCAACAGAAUACAUGGUGACGGCCUAGUAUGUAUAGAAUUUAAAAGUAGUUUAAAUCUGAAUUAGAAGAAUGAAGCUAGGACUUAUUUGGAAAAGGAAAUAGAAAAAAAAUGAUCAAAAACAGUGGGGCCUUAUUAUCUUUGCAGUAAGUUAUCUUCUUUAUGAUAUAUGUAAAUUAUUCUAUGUGCAGAUUAUGUUUUGUGAUUGUCAGAUCUAAAUUUAUAUUCUUGCUGGCUAACGUGCUGAUAGCUACGUCUGAAACUUGAUGUGCUAUCCAGACACGUAUGUGAUCAGAAAACAUCUAGAGCGUAAAGUGGUGCCUGAGGAGCAAAAUGUGGUUUUAAUGUUGUGGAAAGAUCACUUGCAAGUAUAUAAGACUAUAUAACGAAGAGGAUUGUACGCAAGUGGGGUGAAAGAAGAAAGGAUACGUGAAUGUGCAUAUGACUGAACAGGGAGGAAGGUCAGGGCUAGAAAGGGGGCUACAUAAAAAGUGGUGAUGGAGAGUGCACAGGAAAGACACAGGGAGGGUCAGGUCAAGCAAGGUAGAAACAGGGGUAGCUGGAGCCAUUGGAAAUCCAUUUUGAAGCAAGAAGGAGCUUUGAAAGGGAUUAGGUUCUUGAAGUAAAAGAUAAAUGUGGGUGGAGAAAGAAGAAAUUCUGGAUGAUAGAGAUGAUAAAAAUAUUUAUUAAGAAAUGAAGUCAGGUUCAGUGUAUGAAAUGGAAGGGAGUCUUUCAGCAUUUUAAGAAAGGGGAAGUUCCUCUUGGAAAAGACAUAGCAACCAUCAGGGAAUGACCUUUUCAUUUCAGAAGAAGUGGGUGAGGAAGGUGGUUUGAGCACCAGGUGUAUUCUGGACCAUUUCAAGUGCUAGUGAGAAAAAAUCAACCCUUUCCCUGAACUGGGCUUGGUUUUCCAAGUGCUGCUUUGAAAAUGAAGACCCAGAGAUGGGGAGCUUAUGAUAGUUCAUGAAUCUUCACGUUCUAUUAUCUUUCCUCUGUCAAUAAAGUUCAUUUUCUAUAAUGCCCACCAUUGCUGUGCCCAGAAUAACCACAGGCAAACAUCAAAACAAUAGGCAUAAAUUAGAGAAGAUUAAAUUAUGUCUGAUAUCUGCACAAACAGAUAUGCACCAUAUUGGAAACAUGUGUUUUUCUAGUCCCAUCCAGGCGUCCCACAAGAAAGCCAUGAUGUGGAGCUAAACCAUAUGUUUUGAGUAAAGAAGAAUAGAAGGGGAGUGUCUGCCAGAGGGAAAAAGAUGAAGGUGUUCCAAGGAAGUAUACUAAAACAGAACAGUGUUAUAUUUUGCCCAAAACUACAAAAUAAAAAAUAAUUUAAAAAAAAGAAUUAUAAUAUAUGGCUACUACGUCUUUGAUUAUAAGUUAAAUUUAUAGACCUGGAAUUUGCCAUCCUAGUCUUUUCUUUUUAGUAAGACUUCUGUCCUCCGACAGUGCAUAUGGUAGGUCCCUAAUGUUUCUGCAUCUCCAGGAAGAUGCAGAUCCUUAUUUUUGCUGGGAAAUCCUUCUGAAUAGAAAUUUAACAUUUUAAUAGAAACAGAUGAAUGUGUUUUCCAUGUAGUAAAUGUUUUCAAGAAGUGACUUGAGAGGGAAAGAGACUGGAGUGGUUAAUGGUGAUUUGAUUUCUGGAAUUUUGAGUUUUCUGCUAUAAUUAGCUGUAUUGCUUGGUGCCAAAGAGCAGUGGAGAUUUGUUGAACUCAAAAUAAUUUUUUAAAAAUUGUUAUUUUUGAAAGAACUUGAGGCUCACAAUAAGUUACCCUAGAUCCAUUUUCCCCCAUUUAUAACACUUUAUUUAGUCCAUUUUCAGAACCAGAAAAUUAACAUUGGCAUAAUGCUAUUAAACUACAGAUCUUUUUUUGAUUUCACCAGUUUUUCCACACAUAUUCAUUGAGUUGCUGGAUACUUCUAAUUCUUGCAAUUUGUAAUCUGGCCUUGCUUGGAUACAACAGAAAAGACACUAUUUGGAUAAAAUUCUACAAUAUUAGAACAAAUUAAUGUAUUCCUUUAUCAUGAGCAAUACUCUGCCUUCACUGCUUCCAAAUUUUCUGAUUUGUUUAACUGGCAUCUGAAACAAUCCAAGAAAAACUUAGGAAGAUUAGGCAAUACAAAAGACAGUAAAGCUUUUUCAUAGCUUGUUGGCUAGAAAACCAGAUACAGCAGGAUAUUCUAGAUGCUUCCCAGAGCUUUGACAAAUGAGUAGGAUUAGUACUGGGGACAAGAUGAGGAGUUUGGAGUAAACCAGUAUUUUGGUUGCGAGUUAGUUGGCACUUAGUUAACGGCACUGGGAAUAGCUUGUGGAGAUAAUAGAAUACAAUGAUAUAGACUCCUAAUGUUUGAUAAAAUGCCAUUUUCAGAGUGGUAGAGAGGUUUCAUUUGCCUAAAUAGCUGUUCUUAAAUGGAAUAACAACCACUUUAGACCAAAGUAAUUGCAAACACAGCAGCAGCCUGGGGAGAGGUUGAAACUUCAGUUUUGUGGAUUACGGUUUUGAGUUUUGUGAUUGACAUUUUAAAGUCCCCUAUUUUAGGGGUCACAAGAUUAUAACAAUGUGUGUCUUAUUAAGUUCCUAGGUCAUUGUGAGCACUUGAUAAAUAUUUGCCGAUUUUUUUUUUUUUUAAUGAAUAUAAGAUGGAAACAAAAACUUGUCAUCCAGUUUACUAGAGUGAAUGCAGGGAGAAUAGUUUUACUGUAACAUGGAGAGUUUAUUUUCAAAUGAAGAAAGAAAAAAUGCUCAGACUUGUACCUGGUGAAGUACAUUCUCCAUUUGUAUACUUUUUGAUGGUGUAAUUGAUUUAUAGAAAAGCUUAAUUUUUUGAGGCGUUCAGACAGCAAUGAAAGGUAGUUCUCCAUAGGACACUGAAUCAAAAGCAGAGACCAGACUCUAACCUCAUAACCAGCCUAUUUGAAACAAGCUAUCUAGUUUCUCCUGUAGACAUCUUGUCAACAACAUGCAACAAUGUCGGAUGCCUUGCAGGAAAAUGAUAUGACUCCCAAGCUAGCCUAUGCUCAUCCACAAUCACAAUUACAUGUCAAGAAAGAAUUUGCAGAGAUUCAAGGGAAGCACAAUGGGAUAAGGUAAUCACUUUCAGUGAAAAACUGUUUACUUGAAAACGAGCUUGGACACAAUUGAAAGUUGGAUCCCUGCAAACACACCAAGAGUUUGUAAUCUAGCCUAUCCAUUAUAUGUCCUUUAUUAUUCAUGAUAUCCUAUUCUUCUACCUGGUUGUCUGGUGACUUUUUCUGAGGACUGAGUUUCUGCAGCAACGUGGUGGACUCUUCUUGUGAUGAGGAAACCUCUGGGCCUCCUUCUGCAGGCUUUGGAAGAUGAUGUGUCUUGUCAAGGGGUAAAGAGCAAAUGGAUUUAAUUUCUGCUUAAAACUAUCAUAGACAUUCCAAAUAGAAUACGUAAAGAGUCUCUGUAUUAGAAAAAGAAACGUGAUACCAAUUGUAUAUUUUCUUUUCUUUAUUUAUUCUCUGUAAGUCUGUCAGAUGAUAAAUUGUAAAUAACAAUGAUUAAAGAGUCAUGCUACUGA
Messenger RNA from Saimiri boliviensis boliviensis (Bolivian squirrel monkey), 9000 nucleotides. It is a transcript of the gene DDR2, whose product is annotated as discoidin domain receptor tyrosine kinase 2. The record is from RefSeq and is a predicted model, not a curated record. Gene Ontology annotation, molecular function: protein tyrosine kinase collagen receptor activity; ATP binding; collagen binding. Gene Ontology annotation, biological process: protein phosphorylation; positive regulation of neuron projection development; multicellular organism development. Lineage: Eukaryota; Metazoa; Chordata; Mammalia; Primates; Cebidae. Gene Ontology annotation, cellular component: plasma membrane; signaling receptor complex.